Molecule: messenger RNA, 531 nt
Organism: Fusarium sp. VM40
Lineage: Eukaryota; Fungi; Ascomycota; Sordariomycetes; Hypocreales; Nectriaceae
Source: the annotation of a GenBank genome assembly
AUGGCUCAAGACGGCAUCUUCAGCGCCGACCUCCUCUCCCCCGAGGUCCAGGCUGUUCUGCCCGAGGGAUACACUCUACGCGCUCUGCGCAAGUCCGACUUCAACAGCGGUUUCCUCGACUGCCUGCGCGUCUUGACCACCGUCGGCGAUAUCACUGAGGACGACUUCGUUAAGCAGUAUGAUAACAUGGCCGCUGCUGGCAGCUACUACAUCAUCAUCAUUGAGGACACUUCGCGCACAGAGCGACCUGUUGUAGGAACUGGCGCUUUGAUCACCGAGCGCAAGUUCAUCCACAGCCUUGGCGCCGUCGGCCACAUCGAGGACAUCGCCGUCGCAAAGGACCAGCAGGGAAAGAAGCUUGGUCUCCGAAUCAUCCAAGCACUCGACCACGUCGCCGAGCAGGUCGGCUGCUACAAGAGCAUCCUGGACUGCAGUGAGGCCAACGAGGGUUUCUACGUCAAGUGCGGCUUCCGACGAGCUGGUCUCCAGAUGGCCCACUACUACGAGGGUGGCAAGGGUAAAUCCCAGUGA